This is a messenger RNA of Carassius gibelio (silver crucian carp), 3661 nucleotides long. RefSeq names its product Usher syndrome 1Gb (autosomal recessive) (gene ush1gb). The record is from RefSeq and is a predicted model, not a curated record. Bases 110 to 1576 code for a protein of 488 amino acids. The transcript is spliced from 4 exons. Gene Ontology annotation, molecular function: protein binding. NCBI's taxonomy places the organism in Eukaryota, Metazoa, Chordata, Actinopteri, Cypriniformes, Cyprinidae.
UGCCAGCAGUUCCUCGAGUGGAGACGCCGGAAGCGCACGUGAAAUCUUGCCGUCGCAACGCACGCCAAAUGAGCGUCCGUGAGCCGGGACAGGGGUUACAGCCGCCGUCAUGAACGACAAAUACCACCGGGCGGCUCGAGACGGUCACCUGCACCUGCUGAAAGAGGCGACGCGCAGAGAUCUGAACGCGCCGGAUGAGGAUGGCAUGACGCCGACGCUCUGGGCCGCGCACCACGGCAACCUGGACGCGCUCAGACUGCUGGUGGCGCGAGGAGGAGAUCCAGAUAAAUGUGAUAUUUGGGGAAACACUCCUCUUCACCUGGCAGCAGCUAAUGGCCAUCUCAACUGUCUGUCCUUUUUGGUGUCAUUUGGUGCCAAUGUGUGGUGCUUGGACAAUGACUACCACACGCCACUGGACAUGGCGGCCUCUAGGAGCCACAUGGACUGUGUGCGAUAUCUGGACACUAUCGCCGCCAAACAGAUCACCAUCAACCCCAAAGUGGUGAGCAAAUUAAAGGAUCGUGCUUUCCGUAAUGCAGAGAAACGCAUUAAGAACUGUGAAAAGCUCCAGCGUAGGCAUCACGAACGCAUGGAGAAGCAUUUCUUGAGAGAGAGUGCUGCAAUGGACACGUCAGAUACGAUGAGUUACAGCAGUUUCAGCAGCACCCUGAGCCGAAGGAUCCCUCAGUUCAACACCAUCGACUCCAACAUGACAUACUCACAGGCAACUCUUCAGUCCACAACAAGAGGCCGGACCAAGAUUCAGCGGCGACUUGAGAAAAAGAAGCAAGGUGAUGGAACGUUCAAGAUAUCUGAAGAUGGGCGAAAGAGUGUUCGCUCGCUCUCUGGUCUUCAGUUGGGCAAUGACGUCAUGUUCUUGAAGCAGGGAACGUACGUCGACCGACGCCAGCAGUCCAGCCCUCGGCUCAACAUCCGUAACAUGUUUUCUGGUAAACAGGACAUCAGACCUGAUGAUGAUGAUGAGGUAGACACUGUUUCCCGGGCUCUCAGUGAUCCAGGACUGUAUGAUGCUGCAUACUCCGAAAUAAGUACAGACUCUGGUCGGGACUCUUUGUUCAACCGCCCAGGACUCGGUACCAUGGUAUUCCGUCGGAAUUAUGUAACAGAUGGGUUGUUCCAAAUGGGACGGAAUGAGGGCAGUGUGGUGGGGAGUGAACCAGUGGGACGAGCCCCGAAUGUCCGCUUACGGGGGAGAUUGCCGCUGCGAUCACCCAGUCUUGACGAGGUCAGCUUAGGCAGCUCAUUGAGUCUUCAAGAGAAGAACUUGCAGGAUUUGCCAUGGGAGGAAGGAGACCUGGGUUUGGAGGAGGAGGAUGACGAGCUUCAGUCAUCGUCGGGUCCUUUAGAAGUAUUCCUGGCAUCUCAGGGACUGAGUGACUUCCUUUCAAUUUUCCAUAGAGAGCAGAUGGACCUGGAGGCGUUGCUGUUGUGUUCUGAGCAAGACCUCAUUAGCAUCCAUAUCCCACUCGGACCUCGCAAAAAACUAAUUGAUGCAUGCAGUAGACAUAACAAUGCUCUGGACGAUGCUGAUGGCAUGAAGGACACAAUGUUGUAGAGUAUGUGUAUGUCUGUUAUUGACUCUUCCAAAACCUAUUGUACUUUCUUGCUGCCUGCAUAAGCGGCUGUUUGGGAUGUAACUGCAUCCUUGUGUUUACAUAGGCAGAAACUCAACAAUGCCACACAAAUAGUAAUUCAUGCAGAGUCCAUGGGAUACUUAUCCAUUUCCCCCAUGUAUUGGACAAGUCUUCCAGUAUUUCUGUCACCUGGAUGUACCUUUUUCUCUGAGCUUGUUACAUUCUAAGAUUGCUUUCUCUGUAAAGCAUACAUGCAAUGCAAUGCUGCCAGGGAAUUUGGCCAAAAUUGUAAUUAUGAAAAAAUAUAAUUGUAUUGUUUACUAAAUGUUCAAAUGUCAAUUUAGCGACAUUAUACAGGCAUAUGUUUUUGAUAUUUACAAAAAUAUAUAUGAUUUGGUUUUUAUUUUUUAUUUUUAUUUAUUUAUUUUUUCACGGUAAAACUUUAGAUUAGGAAACAUUAUUCAUUAUUAACUAGUUGCUUAUUAGCAUUCAUAUUAGCUAUUUAUUAGUACUUUUAGAGCACAUAUUACCCAUGACUCUACCUAAUACCUAAACAUCAUUACUGAAACAACCACCUUGCUUGCUAUCAAUAAGCAGCAAAUGGUAAUUUAAGGAAAUAGUUAUUUGUGAGUGAAUAUGCGUUCCUUAAUAUAAACCCAAAAUACAGUAAUUUGCUCUUCCUGUGAAGGGGCUUUGCUUUUCUGCUGACAACUGUGCAGGCUGUUCAAUAACUGACAAAUAGUUACGUGCACAUUGUUUUAUUAAACUCUCAUUCAUUUUAAAUUCAUUUUGGAAUUUCACUUUAAAACCAGUCCAGUUAAUAGCAGAUUGAUAAAAUCAAGUCCCACCAAACUUGUUUUCCUAAAUAAAUGUUGUUUCACUUUGAAAUGCAUGACACUGUGGAAGUAAAACAGGUUGCACAGUGCAAUUCACAUUUUUUUUUUAAUUCUGUCUAUACCUACAUUUUGAACAAAGCCUUUGUGGGUGUUUGUGCUUGAGAAAACCGUGAAACUGCAGCUCUUCAGUGGAACACAUCCCUUUCCAGCCAGCAAAACAGUGAACAAAGAGGUUCUGCUUGCAAAAUGAAUUCUGCAUGCCAAUGGUUUUCGGUUAUGAAUGCCCUUGCAGUUUGGAGGUUAAAUUCACACAAACUUUUAAUUUGACCUGCUAUUUACUAUCUUGUGGUUCAUCAAAUAUAUUGUGGUUCCUAAUGCACUCUUAUUUUUUAUUUUGGACAAAGGUAAUUAGAGUGAUUUAUAGUAAAAUGUUCAUCUUCAAAGCAAUUUUCAACCCUAAACAUUCAGACCAAGAAACAAAGCCUGGUCACAUGGCAUCUCAGCUUGAAUCUGACGGAUUUUCUAGUGGAUCAAAAAAUCUAUAUAAUCAGAGCUUUAGUGUACCACAUUAUUGAAGAUUAACAUUGUUUUUUUUUUUUUAUUAAUUUUGCAUUUAAGAAUUAUUCAGUCUUUUCUUGUUCAUAAUUGUAAAUAUGGAGCUUUGGACAUCAAUGUCCAGCCAAAAGACAUUUCACUCAUGUAAAAAGUAGACAAUUUACAGUUUUCAUCUUUUGAAUUCUGAUGAUUGUAUGUUGACUGGCUCCAGCUAAGAGGUGCUAGGAGUGUGUGUGUGUGUGUCUGUGUGUGUGUGUGUCUGUGUGUGUGUGUGUCUGUGUCUGUGUCUGUGUGUGUGUGUGUGCGUGUGUGUGUGUGUGUGUGUGUGUGUGUGUGUGUGUGUGUGUGUGUGUGUGUGUGUGUGUGUGUGUGUGUGUGUGUGUGUCGAAGCCUCUUGCUCAGUGGGUGAGAUGUUUGUUCUGGGUGUCUGUUCAUUUAUGGGUGUAGAGGCUGACCUGCUGAAAGCUGAUAUAACUCUUGUUACUUUAUCUGUCUAUCCAUCACACUCCAUCUCCACACAGUUCAGCUACGCACGGCUAGCCUUUCUUGCAUGUACUGAAUACAUGACAUUAUAUAUCUGUCUGAAUACAAGUGUAAUGCUUUAUUUGCUCCUGUGUCAUAGCUCAUUUAUACUCUUUACAGUAUUUAAAAAAUGUCAAUGUAAUUUUUUUUUAA